AUGUCGGAAGAUCGAACUACUUCUCGUCGAAAGAGAAACAUCAAAUGCUUGGCAUAUAUAGUUGCCGGGGUCAUAGCACAGACCAUAAUUAUAUUGCUUUUUGUGAUGCUGGUCAUGCGUAUCCGAAACCCUAAGGUCCGUUUGGGAGGGGUCACGGUAGAAAAUCUCAAUCUCAAUUCCUCAUCUUCCUCACCUUCCUUUAGCAUGAACCUUAAUGCUCAGGUUACUGUCAAGAACACCAACUUCGGUCACUUCAAAUUCCAAAACAGCACUUUAACGAUUUCUUACAGGGGUACCCCUGUUGGCGAGGCUACUAUCGUUAAGGCUCGUGCCAGGGCUCGAUCAACCAAGAAGCUGAAUGUGACAGUGUCGGUGAGUUCGGACAAGAUGUCUAGAAAUUCAGCCCUGAGUUCUGACGUCGGUUCUGGGACCAUAAAUUUGAGCAGCCAUGCCAAGCUGGAUGGAAAGAUACAUUUGUUCAAGGUCUUCAAGAAAAAGAAAUCAGCCGAAAUGAAUUGCACUAUGGAAGUAACCACCUCGUCGAAACAAAUCCAGAAUUUGAUGUGCCAAUGA
Messenger RNA from Theobroma cacao (cacao), 573 nucleotides. Its product is annotated as late embryogenesis abundant protein At1g64065-like. Gene Ontology annotation, biological process: defense response to other organism. The record is from RefSeq and is a predicted model, not a curated record. NCBI's taxonomy places the organism in Eukaryota, Viridiplantae, Streptophyta, Magnoliopsida, Malvales, Malvaceae.